Messenger RNA from Oreochromis niloticus (Nile tilapia), 2837 nucleotides. RefSeq names its product probable E3 ubiquitin-protein ligase TRIML1. Lineage: Eukaryota; Metazoa; Chordata; Actinopteri; Cichliformes; Cichlidae. The transcript has 5 exons. The record is from RefSeq and is a predicted model, not a curated record. Gene Ontology annotation, molecular function: protein binding. The coding region runs from base 734 to 2218 and encodes 494 amino acids.
CCUUUAUCAGAAAUGAGUUUAAAGUACCUUUGAGACACAAACAGUUUUUGCUCUGUUGUUAAACUGAAUAUCUUAUUUCUGUGAUUUUCUUGUGGAGUAUUUUGUUCCACAUCAAAGACUGAAAGUCCCGAGUCUGGGAAGAAACAUUGUCAUUGCUUUUUGUGUUGCACCCAGUGGGCUGCUGUCAAACAUUUGUUGUGCAUAAGGAUGCUGACCAGUUGUGUAGGUAAAAUAAUAAUAAUGUUUUAAAUUUCAGGCCAUGUUACUGGACUGGGCUGCCGUGUAUAUUGAUGGUCAGUGGUAGUCCAACAUGUAGUUUCUGCUUCAGGGCGCCAGACCAUGUGACUACAGCCAUGCAACUGGACUUGACUUCAUAUUUCGUCACAGCAGAAGCAGCCAAAGUGGAAGCACUCCCCACAGCCAACCAAUCGUCUGCUCUGCAGUAAGGUGAAAACAUGGAGACAAACUGGUUGAACCAGAAACCAGUUCAGAAACGCAAGAAAAUCAGAGGGAGAGACAGAUUUACAGCAGAGAGAGAGAGAGUGUGUGUCUGUGUGUGUGUGUGUAUGAGGCCUUGGUGUUUUAUUUUUAAAUCUUUUCGUGGUUCGCAAAUGAAAAAAGAAGAAACGUGAAGCAGAUGUGAUCCCCGCAGCCUAAAUACCAAUAUCUGAAAGACUGCUGUGAAGACGGAAUAACACGUCACAAGGAUUAAAGAGUUUUGCAGAACAACAAAAUGAGCCACAGUGAAAAAGCUUCAGAGCAAAAGGAUGAGACAGAGACUGAAAUACACGAAGACGACAAACUUCACCCAGAGGACAGUAACGGUAAGGAUGAUCAGGUGAAAGAUUUACUCAAGACGAGUCAGACGGAGAAAAGGUCGGUCAGCCCGCUCACGCUUUUCAAAGAGGACUUGAGCCAGUUCAAAGAAGGACUGUUGAAAGUGUUCAAGGACAAAGACACAAAUCCUAAAACAACACAGCCACCAGAAAAGCCGAUCAGCACUCUGACUCUGCUUAAAGAGGACUUGAAUCAUUUGAAAGAAGACAUCUCCAGCAUCUUCAGAAUCGGCCUUUCAAAGGAGCAUGAAGACAAAGAUGGUGCUGCAAAGGUAGACUCCUCCAAUGCUGUCAAGAUAAAAGCCACUGAAGCUGAAAGAAGUGACGAGUCCCUCCUGAAUCUGUUCAAGAGAGGUAAUCUUUCAAAGAUUACCCAAAAACCAAAGGAUAGUCAGGAGGUUAGGAAGACACUCUCAGUAAAGGCAGAGGAACAAACGGAUAAUGGAGUUACGAACAAAAACCCAGUUAGCACUGAGGAAACUAAUAACAAUACGACGGAGAGGCUGACCGACUCAGACGACAGCAAGCUGGAUGCAAAUGUUUCCCAGGAGGCAACUGAGAGGAGGAAGGCUUCCUGUGAAACACAACACAUCCAGGAGGCGAUGCAUGCAUCAGAGAAAGUUAAUCAGUUAAGUGAGAACGGGAAGGGGGGACAUGACUCGUCAGCGGCGCCAGGAGAGGAAGAGGAAGAGGAAGAAGAUAGACCUUCAGAAACAGCUCAGUGUCUUUUGAUGUCCAGGCUCACUUUGAUCACUGUGGGAAACUCCGACAAAGCAGACCUCAAGGAGUUGCCAGGAGGACACCUGUGGGCACUGAAAAACUUUGCCUACUACCUGACCCUUGACCCCAACACUGCCAACUCUGAGAUCCUUCUAACUGACAGUAACAGGAAGGCAACUCGCGUCUGGUCAGACCGUCAAUACUCAGAGCAUCCGGAGCGGUUUGAGUACUGCCCUCAGGUGCUGUGCAGGGAGGGACUGCUCGACAAGGUGUACUGGGAGGUGGAGUGGAGUGGUGGUGCUGACAUCGGUGUCACCUACAACAACAUCUCUAGAGAUGGAGACAUGGUGAACUGCCUGCUGGGACACAAUGAGCGUUCCUGGACUCUGGAGUGCACAGAGGGAAGCUACACUCCAUGUCACAACAGAAAGAGGUUAAAGUCGCUCUCACCCGAGAACUUCACCCACAGAAUUGGUAUCUAUCUAAACUGGCCUGCUGGUGCUCUAUCCUUCUACUGCGUCUCUCAGGACAUGAUGGUCCACCUCCACACUUUCAGCUGCACCUUUACUGAGCCGCUGUACCCGGGGUUCUGGGUGUGGGCAUACAACGGCUCAGUGUCUCUCUGUCAUGUGGAGUUAGAGUGGGAACAUGCACUAAAGUGACAACAGGAUGACCCCAUGAUACCCAAAUUAGACUUUUUUUCAUGGCUGAGAGCAUCAUGUGGAGUUAUUCAUCAGUGUUAUUCAUUGUUGGACCAAUGCAGUCUCCCUCCAUGCUGUAGGAGAACUUCUGAGGGCAAAUUUUCAGGGGAGGGGGAUGAUGGGGCGGGGCUUCAGAGGUAGAUUGGGGGCGGGGUUUCAGGAGUUGGACAAUGCAGUGAGAGCAGAGAUGCAAAAACUAUACCCACAGCUUUGCAAAUAACACGUUAUGUAAUGAAACAUCAAACUACAUUGAUAUAAACACGACCUCCUUAUUCUGUCUGAAUUUAUGCUGAUAUCUUUUCAAAAAUCACGACAUUAGAUCACAGCAAUCAUGAAUACUAACCUUUCCUCCUUUUUUCUAGCAACAGAUUUUUACAUAUUUCUGCUGUUGGUCACCCACAAGAAAAAAAUCCACCAGCAUCAGACACCAGAAGCCUUAGCCAAUCACAGCUCUUAUAGCCGCCAUGUGACGUCUCUGCAUCCAAUUAAAGCGUCUACAGAAUUCACCACUAACACAUUUAAUGCAUAAAUAACCUGUAGAUUCACACCCUGCUGUGUGUGUGUUAGAGUGUACAGUAUA